AUGACGAUGACGAAUGUCGGGCCGGGGAAAAAUGACACUCAAUUCUUCAUCUGCACGACAAAGACGAAGUGGCUUGACGACAAGCACGUGGUGUUCGGGCAGGUGGUGGAGGAUUACAACGUAUUUAAGGUGGUGGAGAAUGUCGGGUCGGGGUUCCGCCGGACCUCGAGUCCGGUGAACAAGGCGAGGCACUCGCGGGUUGGAAGGGUUUUUGCUGGGAAUGGAAAGCUCAGGAAAAGGAAAGGGGGCUCGAGGAGUACUUUGGACUCCAAUUCCCCGGGGCAGCAAUUCAAGAGGGAAGUGCGUCUUCCACCUUAUUCGCGGGCGCGGAUCACUGAACUCGCAGGAUACGCGUGCACAAGCAGGGAACUCGCGGGAUAG
This is a messenger RNA of Striga hermonthica, 381 nucleotides long. The record is from the annotation of a GenBank genome assembly. Lineage: Eukaryota; Viridiplantae; Streptophyta; Magnoliopsida; Lamiales; Orobanchaceae.